Messenger RNA from Caenorhabditis bovis, 558 nucleotides. NCBI's taxonomy places the organism in Eukaryota, Metazoa, Nematoda, Chromadorea, Rhabditida, Rhabditidae. The record is from the annotation of a GenBank genome assembly.
AUGUCCGGCCGUGGAAAGGGAGGAAAAGGUCUUGGAAAAGGAGGAGCCAAGCGCCAUCGCAAAGUUCUCCGCGAUAACAUCCAAGGAAUCACCAAGCCAGCUAUUCGCCGUCUUGCCCGUCGUGGUGGAGUCAAGCGUAUUUCUGGAUUGAUCUACGAAGAGACCCGUGGAGUGCUCAAGGUUUUCCUUGAGAACGUGAUCCGUGACGCCGUCACCUACUGCGAGCACGCCAAGAGAAAGACCGUCACCGCUAUGGAUGUCGUCUACGCCCUCAAGCUUAUCAACACCGAACCCCAACGGCCCUCUUUAGGGCCACAAUCAUACUCAAUGCCUUAUCUGUAUUAUAAACUUAUCAUCAUUCCGAGGACUACCAUGCGUAUACUUUUGGAUGAGCCUUGGUGGAUGAAAAGCUUGAAUGUGAACAAGGUUUUCCUUGAGAACGUGAUCCGUGACGCCGUCACCUACUGCGAGCACGCCAAGAGAAAGACCGUCACCGCUAUGGAUGUCGUCUACGCCCUCAAGCGUCAAGGCCGCACACUCUACGGAUUCGGAGGAUAA